AUGGCUACUGUAUCUGAAGUGACGACGCUGCCCGCGGAGAUGGAUGCCAUAAUCGACGUCAGAGACCAUCACCAAGAGAAGAGAUCUGACGUGGAGAAGUCUGGGACGGACGAGGAGAACUCCAAGUCAGGAGAGGACGCACUAUCAUUAGGUCAAUACACCGAGGAACAGUAUAAGGGGCUGAAGAAGAAGAUCGAUCGUUAUUUGUUACCACUAAUGUGGCUCUGUUAUGGAAUCCGAACAUCAAUUGGUACGCAAGCCACCUUUGGCUUGGAAGAAGAUACCCAUCUCGUGGGCAAUCAAUACGCAUGGCUCACAACCAUCUUCUACAUCUCCUACAUGUGCUUCGAGUUCCCCUCCAACAUCAUCCUCCAGCGCCACCGCAUGGGCCGCACCCUCUCCUUCUACAUGCUCUGCUGGGGCAUCGUGGUCCUCUGCAUCGGCUUCGCCCAGAACUUUGCCCAGCUCAUCGCGCUGCGCGCCCUCCAGGGCAUGUUCGAGUGCUGCAUCAGCCCGGGCUUCAUCCUCGUCGUCGGCUCCUGGUACACGACGCGCGAGCACGCCUCGCGCACCCUGGUCUUUCAGAGCGCCAACGCCGGCUUCGGCAUCAUCUCCAGCCUGACCCUGUACGGCAUCGGCUCGGUGCAGGCCCAGCGCGGCGCCGGCUUCCAGGCCUGGCGGUACAUGUCGUAUUUCCUGGGCUCGCUGACCAUCAUCACGGGGUCGCUGUGCUUGUUCCUCCUGGGCACGCCGUCCGAGGUCCGCUGGCUCUCGGCCGAGGAGAGGAAGAUGGCCAAUACCCGUAUCCUGACGAACAACACUGGCCAUGACCAGACUGGUGUCAAGAGGUGGCGGUGGGAUCAGGCGCUGGAAUGUCUUAUCGACCCUUGUUUCUGGUUCUGUGGCAUCAACGCGUUCCUGGUAUCCGUUCCCAAUGGAGGCCUGUCAACAUUCGGCUCCAUCAUCAGCACAUCCUUCGGCUUCACCAACCUCCAGGUCAUUCUCCUCAACAUCCCCAUGAACGUCUUCUCGGUCUCCUACUUUGCCCUGGUCGGCAUCCUCACCUCACGCCGCAAGAACCUGCGCUUCUACUUUAUGACAUUCUCCACCAUCCCCCCCUUCAUCGGAUUCCUCAUGAUGUCCCUCCUCCCCAACGAGCCGCAGUACAAAUGGACCAAGUGGGGCGGCUACUUUAUGACCGUCCCGCUGGUGAUCUCCAUGUUUCUAGCCUGGACCGUGAUCCCGUCCAACACGGCCGGCCGCACCAAGAGGACCCUCACGUCGUCCUUCACCUUUGUCGGGUACUGCGUGGGCAACAUGACGGGCUCGCAAAUCUUCAAGUCGGCCGAUGCACCCCGAUAUGUCCCAGGGACGGUGGGCUGUGCGGUCUGCUUUGGGCUUGAGUUCCUGUUGUUCAUCGCGUGGCGGCUGGUCUAUGUCUUUCGGAACCGGCGGAGACAAAGGGCAUGGGCGCGCGAGGGUAUCUCGGAAGAGUUGCGGGUGGCUCGUGCCAAGGAGCUGGGCGAGCAGGAUACGACCGACUUUCGGAAUCCCUAUUUUCUAUAUACAAUGUGA
This is a messenger RNA of Cryphonectria parasitica EP155, 1575 nucleotides long. RefSeq names its product MFS general substrate transporter. NCBI's taxonomy places the organism in Eukaryota, Fungi, Ascomycota, Sordariomycetes, Diaporthales, Cryphonectriaceae. Gene Ontology annotation, biological process: transmembrane transport. The record is from RefSeq and is a predicted model, not a curated record. Gene Ontology annotation, molecular function: transmembrane transporter activity. The coding region runs from base 1 to 1575 and encodes 524 amino acids. The transcript has 7 exons. Gene Ontology annotation, cellular component: membrane.